Molecule: messenger RNA, 8003 nt
Organism: Aptenodytes forsteri (emperor penguin)
Lineage: Eukaryota; Metazoa; Chordata; Aves; Sphenisciformes; Spheniscidae
Gene: TFDP2
Product: transcription factor Dp-2
Exons: 11
Coding region: 169-1329 (386 amino acids)
Biological process (GO): regulation of cell cycle; regulation of transcription by RNA polymerase II
Cellular component (GO): transcription regulator complex; nucleus
Molecular function (GO): DNA-binding transcription factor activity, RNA polymerase II-specific; RNA polymerase II transcription regulatory region sequence-specific DNA binding
Source: RefSeq, a predicted model, not a curated record
CACGCUGGGUUAGAGAUGGCAUGGUUGGCUUUAUCUUGACGUCCAGCUGCCUGCUCUGUUACUUUAGGUAAUAUUUCAAUAAUCACAUUACCAGUUUCCAGCACCAACUCCCCAACUAAGAUUUUGCCAAAAACCUUAGGACCAAUCAAUGUGAAUGUUGGACCCCAAAUGAUCAUAAGCACAUCACAAAGACUGACCAAUUCAGGGAGUGUUCUGAUUGGGAGUCCAUAUAAUCCAGCUUCAACAAUGGUCACACAGACACACAUAACGGAAGCUUCUGGCUGGGUCCCAGGGGACAGGAAGCGGACUCGAGAAUUUAUAGAAUCAGAUUUUUCAGAAAGUAAGAGAAGCAAAAAAGGAGAUAAAAAUGGGAAGGGUCUGAGGCAUUUUUCAAUGAAAGUAUGUGAAAAAGUUCAACGUAAAGGAACAACUUCAUACAAUGAAGUCGCUGAUGAGCUGGUAUCAGAAUUCACAAAUUCUAACAGCCACCUAGCUACAGAUUCGCAGGCUUACGAUCAGAAAAAUAUUAGACGAAGAGUUUAUGAUGCCCUUAAUGUCCUGAUGGCAAUGAACAUAAUUUCAAAGGAAAAGAAGGAAAUCAGAUGGAUCGGCCUUCCUACAAACUCAGCUCAGGAAUGUCAAAAUCUAGAGAUAGAAAAACAGAAGCGGAUUGAAAGGAUAAAACAGAAGCGAGCCCAACUACAAGAACUGCUGCUGCAGCAAAUAGCAUUCAAAAACUUGGUACAAAGAAAUCGGCAAAAUGAACAACAAAAUCAAGGCCCUCCAGCUUUGAACUCAACAAUUCAGCUGCCUUUCUUAAUAGUCAACACUAGCAAAAGAACAGUUAUAGACUGCAGCAUAUCAAGUGAUAAAUUUGAAUACCUCUUUAAUUUCGAUAACACUUUUGAGAUUCAUGAUGACAGUGAGGUGCUGAAGAGAAUGGGAAUGUCCUUUGGGCUUGAGGCAGGCAAAUGCUCAGCUGAGGACCUAAGAACUGCAAAAUCACUGGUGCCAAAAGCUUUAGAAGGCUACAUCACAGAUAUGUCUGCAGGAUUUUCAUGGAUAAACCAAGGGUUACUUUCAAGUUCCACACAAGCAGUUUCACAUUUAGAGGUAGCAGGAGGCACUUCCGAUGCUAAAUCAAGCGAGAAUCCAGGGUUGUGUUUGGAUGCUGAAGUGGCCUUAGCAACUGGGCAGUUUCUUGCCCCUAGCAGUCAACAGUCCAGCAGUGCAACGUCACGCUACUCUGAAUCACGGGGAGAAACUCCAUGCUCAUUCAAUGAUGAAGAUGAAGAGGAUGAAGAUGAGGAUUCUUCCUCCCCAGAAUAAGGACAGUAGAAAACGGAAUAUACAAAAUGCUGCUCAUAAAUAUUCUUAAUGGGAGCUCCUGUUUGGAUUUUACUUAAGUUUCUUGCCUUGGUUUGCACUGUGUUCAGUGAAGCAAAAUGGAAGCUUCAAGACAAAUUCAUCCACAGCUGAAAUUGAAAACUUUUUGUAACUGAACACAGAGUGACAUGCAGACACAGAGCAAAGUGUUUUUUAUCAACUAUAACCAAGGAAGAGAACAAAGCCCCUGGAGAUUUGGCGAAGUAAACAUCAAGUUCACAUUUUCCAUUUUGGGACAUUCUGUCUCAAGUCUCUGUCUUCCCAUUAUCUUUACCAGAUGGAGGAGAAAACAGAGUCAGUCAACAAAUGCCAAUUCUUGCAUUGUCUUUUGGCUGUGCUACCUUUAGAAAAAGGGGGAGAGAGAGCACGCGCGAAUGUGCUAAAAUAGCUAUUUAAAACUAUCUUAUAUGAAAAUUGUUCUAGGGAAAAGGGGCUGUUAGAAUGUUUGCUUUUUUCUGCUCAACUUGCUGUAUAGAAGAUUCUUAAAGUAAUAUAAAUUGCAAGUGAUUAAAUGAAUCUUGAAAUAGUUUAAAUCCAUUUUAGAUACUCUAAAAGUAACGAUAGUAUGUCUCUUUUGAAAGGUUCAUAUGUUCAUUUAUAUUGCAGACCUAAUUUAUUAUAAAUAAGUGAUUAUUCUUAGCCAUUAUGAAACAGGAUAAAAACAGCAGUAUUCUCUGCACCAGCUUUUUCCAAGGAAAGAAAGUUUAAAAAUUGUAUUUCUAGAUUAUAGUGUAUCCAGUAUAGCUUCUCCUUUACUCUUCUAACUUUAUAAUCCCUUUGAUCUGAUAGCAUGUGUUGGGUUUUUUUUUAAAAAAGGCCUCUAUGUUAAGGAUCUCAGGCAGCAUGUUUUCAAGGCAGUAUUGUCAAAUUCAGGUGGGCAGGUCACAUAACUUUUAAAGUCAUAGGUUGAGGUUCUUAGGAAAAAAAUGAAAUUUCAGCAAUACAUCAUUUCAUGUUUUGCAUUCUAGUCAGCUUGGAUUAUGAUAGACUAACUUUCUUAAAAUGAACUUCUGUUGCACUCACCUUGAUGCGCCUUUGAAAAAUAGUAGUAUCGAACCACUUCUUAAAAUAAUUUGUGGCUAAAAUUACACAACAUGAAUCCCAUUUGAACUGUUAAAUUAGACUUGCAACAGGAGGCUCCGUGUUCUACAGUUAACAUCACAUCCGAUCAUAAAGACCUUUUUAAAAAAAAACAAACUUGAAUAACAGAGCAAAAUACACGGUAGACGUACUCUUCUCGUGGUGUUCUAACAUCCAGUAUUUUAACUAGUCUCGAAGUCAACUAUUUUUAAUUAGGUAAAUCCGGUUUAAAAUAGUGUUACUUCUUUUUAGUUUUUAUACUGUAUGUAAAUAGUUGACCUGUUUCUAAGUACCAGUGUAUUAGCUGUCAGAGCUCAACGACAUUGGCUCUGUUAUUUAGUUAUGAGAUUAGGCAGCUCGUAAUACUGAUACUUGCUUGAGCAAUGGCAGCAAACUGUAUCCCUUGACUGCUGUGACCAUUACUCUAGCACAGCGUGGGGGAUGUCCACAUGAUCUUUUACAGACAAACCUGCACUCAAGCCAUUGAGAUCCGAAAGCACCAAGCCUGAGCUAGUGAGAUAAACUGCGGCUCCAGCUAAAAAGCUACCUGGCUGUUGUACAGGAGUUAGCACACGACUAGCUACAUACAGGACAGGUAAAACUGCGAGGAGCGUACAAGCACACCUGCACGUUUGCAUUAAAAACUAAAGCAUCCAGAUUGAACUAUCUGUGAAAAGUUUCUAACUCACUCCUGCAUUUGAGGUACAGUUAGGGCGGCACCAUUAUUGAUAGGUAUAGCUCUUGACUGAGCAAGUAGAGCUGUCUAGCUUACACAAAUGAGUUGCGAAUGCACAAAUUAAAAUAAUUCUUAUAUGCCUACCAUGUUACUCACCCUCUGGGCAAGACUGUUAAGCCUGUCCUGUGCUCAUGGCUCACAGGCAACGGCAGACUGAGGAACCAGACCACCUCACUUCAACCAAAUCUGUAACACUACCUCUAUAUGAAGAAAAGCUUUACAAAUACAAAGUAAUAUUCUCGCUGAGAGAGUCAAUGCACUUGAUCGAAGUGGCUCACUUUUGAAAUAAGAGGAGAAGGUAACAGAUACUCCAGGCAUAUUACUAUGGAAUUGUCAGCUUCAUGAAUGACAUUUCAUUUAAACAGAUAAUUGCUUUUAUUCUUAAAAACCCAUUGUUUUUUCAAAACCUGUCCUGUCAGUCAGCUUUCAUUGGAGAGGGCAGAUCAAAGAUACCUGAUAUAUGCAGGACCCUAAGGAACUCUUACAGGGGAGAACAUUUUCUGAAGUUUUUAUUCCCCCCCCAAUACGUUAGGGGCACGUUUAACUUUACACUUUCUUCACAUUUCCCACUCAAGAUCUGUGUAAAAAGAAAAACCAGCAAAACACUAAACAAUUACUGAAGAGGAGUGCUUUGAACUAUAAUAACCUAGCAAAAAAAGGCUUCCUGCCCAGAAAUGGAAUGUAUUUUAUUAGCAGUCAGUGUGCUUUACAAUACUUUACAGGAGGAAGCUCUUCAGUGGUAUCUUCCUUCCAUUGAUGUCCAUGUCCUUCAAAGCAGCAGACUGCACAGCUACUUGCUUUCUGGCAAACUCCAAGCUAUCAACUUCAAAACAAAAAUAAAUAAAUAAAUCUAGGCACGCAUAGCAUUUAUUUAGACAGUUGAACCAAGACUUUGAAAGUUAUUUUUCCUGAACUAUUUGAAUACAAAGGACAAAACAAGUUAGAACAUUAAGAAGAGACUUCAAAAGGAAAUUCUUUCCUUCGGAUUCUUUGUGCCAAGUUCCCGUUGAGGAUGAAGUUCAACUAAAGCACUGUGGUCUUGUGGUUACACUGAAGUCUGGGACCUAGGAGAAUUCUGGGCCUUAUCCAGCCAUAGUCACUCAUGUAUGAUCUCAGGCAAGCCUUUCAAUCAUCAUUCUUGUUGAUCUUAGCUGACAUAUUUGAAAAAAAAAGACAAACCACAAAACAAAAACAGGUCAAUGCAGGACCUCACAAACUGCAGCUGUUCCAUCUGAAUUGAGCUCCGAGCAAUUAUGAGUAACAGGGGGACUGAGAAUAUUAAGCAACCACACAGCUCCCACUGGGCUAAUGGCAGUAGUUGUGCUCAGUUGCUUCAACAUGCAGGCCUUCCCUCCCUCUGAAAGCCAGCAGCAGAUACUUUCCAGAAUAAAAUGGUCAUUCGCAAGACUGGUUUUCCCAUUUUCUAUUCAGUUACCAUCAUCCUCUCCUGUCUCCUGCAAUAUCCUUGCCACUCAUUGAUAUGAAACAAGUAGCGACUGGUACUAGAUGGUAUCUCUUAGAAGGCAAAGUUAACCUUUAAAUUUUCAUGCGUGACAUGUUUCUGUGUCUUGGAACACUAUUUCUUGGUUAUACAUUCAGAAGGCACUUGGCUGCAAGCAAUAGAAUGCUGUGUGUAAAUGCUUUUAUAUAUAUUGCAGUAAACGGCUUUAUUUCUGGACUUACUUUAUGGUGCUUGAAAAAUCUAAGUUUGACUUAGAAAAACUUGUCAGCACCACAAACUAGAUGAAAAAAUAUGAGUGGGAGACAGCUUUUUUCUAUUAUGUGGGAAUGUUUGUGGAUUUUGGUUUUUAAAAUUGUAUUAAAGUGUGCCAGUCUUCUCAUUUCAACACCGGAAUUAAUGGCAACAAUCCACCUAAUCUAAGAAAGUGUUUGUAUAUUUAAGUAAAGACUAAAGCAAAAGAUAGCAUUUUAACUGAAGGUAUGAUUUUAACUAACUUCGUUAAACCUAGUACAAGCCACGCUGUAGGUAUUUCCAUUUUGGUUAAGGGUUUUUUUAUGAACUAUAGCUUGCAAAUACACCUGAUCCUUUCGAGCUGCUGGAAAUAGCUGAGUACACAGAAUACCCACAGAAGGAAUUGUGCUGAUCAACUAAGGCAGCCUGAAGUAACAUCAUGUAAAAAGGCCCAAUAACCAAAUUUUAAUCCUUUUUUUUUUUUCCCCAUACGUAAAAUGAUGCUUGAAUUUUGAAUUCCACAAUUAAGGUUUUAAAUGUCAAGUGCUCGCUCUUCUGACCACAUCCACCAUUUUAAUUCAAGAGCAUGGCUGAAACUUAAGCACAUUUGAACAGUGGGCAAUACUCAUUUUUAUAAUUAACUGGCUCUUUUCAGCUGAAAAUAAUCCAGGCAGUUUAUUGAGAAGACUUUCCUUUUAGUGAGUUAAAUACAUUUGGGUUUUGGCUUCAUUUAAAAUGAACUAGUAUGUAGUAAACAAACCAGAACCAGUUAUCUUCUGACUGACCCACCUAAUUUAUAUCUUUUCAUUACAAGAGUCCCUCAGGAACAUACGUACUUUAAAUAACCAGAUAUAAUGAAGCUGGGAAAAGACUAUACGAGCUUUUAAAAUUUUCGAUUUAAAAAAAUUCCAGUAAUAGUCAUGCUUUGAGGUGACAUCCUUCUGCUUACUGCAAGCUUAAUUAAUCUUAAAGAAAGAAACACUGCAGUUCAGUUACUCCAAGGCCUGGUAUAUUUUACAGCUGAAGGCAUCUUAACCAUCAGCACUGGGAAACGGUGCCUACUGCGGCAUUACUGAUGAACGAGGAGCAGGCUAAGGACCCUUGGUCUGUUCAUUGAGUUGGUUUUGUUUUUUAAAAUACUUUAACGGCUCUAAAUGCUUAAUUGCCUGCUGGCAGGUGUUCACAUAACCAAAUCCUGGUACCAUGAAAUUUCCUGAAACUCUCAUUCCUUAGCCUUAACCAAGUUCCCAAAUCAGAUUAUCUCUUUCCCAGUUAGCUGUCAGAAUUUAGUCUGGUGACUGUUGUUAGGAGGCUGUGAGUGACUGUUCUCCCCUGAACCCAAGUAUAUUGCCAAAAAAAGCCCCACAACCAGCGUUACUCCCAAUUGUUCAUUCCCCCUGCUAAGUACUACCAUCCUUUCAAGUCACUGUAGAGCUGCUCAUACAGGUACUUCCUAGCUCGUUCAAUCUAAUGCCCCGAGUUGGCAUCUGUGGAUUCCUAACCCAGUUAGGUGCGGGAAUGCUCAUAAAAGCAGUCCGACCGUAAUAACGAGGGGCUGUUCAUCGCAGCUGUUUAGAGAGUGCAUAUUCAUUCUGCAUCUCUUAAUACUCCUACCUUGUCUGGCCUACCCCAAAGAUCAGCCAAAACCAAAAUGUUUUCUUUCUGCUUGCAUCUUUUUGACAGUACCCAAGAAUCCAGCAUUUAGGAUAUCCAACAUUUAGGAUAUCCACCUGAACUGCAGGACACCAAAAAUCCUUGCUCAGAAUUGGACAGAAGAAACAUCUGAGAUCUAACCGUUCAAAUCCCAGGAGAAAGCCUCCCGCUUGGGAACGAUAUGGAGCGAAUGAAUAACUUAAUUUUUCCUUUCUCCAUGAGAAAAGCAGGCUGACCUGGAGCAGAUCAGUAUCUGUAGGAGGGCCGGGAUAAUUCCAAGCAGGUACUGGAACCUCCCGGUAGCCCAGACUUGCAUCUCUUCUUAGUAUUGUGUAUUGGCUGGACUAAGCGGCAACCCUUUAAUCUUCUGACUUCUCUAAAUGCCAUUCUUAAAUACUUAACGCUCUCCAGGCGUAGGUGCUUUAGCUAUAUGAACGCCAUGGGAUAGCAGGAAAGAGCCAUGUAAAAUGUAAAUCCAGUUGUAGAUGUAAAUCACACUCAUCUAUGCAGUAUAUAGGAAACAUUUUUCCAAGACCAAAUGAGUCUUUAACAGCGACUUCUUUUUAGCCUAUUCCCAUUAUGCAGGCUGAGUGAAACAGAGAAGUGAAUCCUUAGCACUGUCUGGUUCCUGUACCUUCCACGAAGCAGCAAUGGCACACCCGUAGGACCAAGGCAGGCAAAGAAGAAAAAAAACCCACCACCACGUAUCCAUAGCCCUUCCCAUUGAAAUUUUUAGGUCACAUACAUACACUUAUUCUGAACAGCCACAAAAAAGUUAAAACAUUGACCAGAAAAGGUUAAGUCCACACAAUCAGUUUCCUGUUUUUUUGGUGGGUUUGUUAAAUCUCUAACAUAACUUUUAACAACUAGAAGAUUUGGUUGCGCUAGCGCAGGAAUUAAGUGGAUCUCCCAGAAUUUCCCUGGGAAAACAGCUGAACCGCAACCCAUCACACAAGUUUCUGGCACGUUCCCUUGUCUCUAAAGCCAGGCCGUACGUAUGAAAAACACUUCAGAGAAGUGUAUGCAAAUGUCAUGACGCUGUCUCUCACAAGCACCUACUGUGAAAAAAUUAAUCCUACUUUGAGCAAACCUGUAAGAACCAGGGUAUGCGUUCAUCCUCAUUCCCCAGGUCCUGACUGCAGAGACUGCCCUGGGACCAAGGCACCCACCUUUGCAUUUGCGUAACGAGCCAGCAAGCACAGGCACGGUUUUUACAACAGUACACGUCUGCUGGCAUGUCCGAGAUGAUCAAUCCCUUGGCAACGAGGGAAUGCUGGCGCACACAUCAACCGAUGUUACGGAGCUGCUGCAACGUGCAGUACCUGAUAGAAAAGGCAGGCCCAGCCGUCCCCCCGACCGUAGCACUUUUUGAUAUAUCUACUAUAUUCUACAUGGAAGUACGUUGUAGAGACACUUCCUUUUUUAUGUUUAAAAUGCAGAACCACUGGAACCGUC